Molecule: messenger RNA, 1225 nt
Organism: Dendrobium catenatum
Lineage: Eukaryota; Viridiplantae; Streptophyta; Magnoliopsida; Asparagales; Orchidaceae
Product: chloroplastic group IIB intron splicing facilitator CRS2, chloroplastic
Exons: 9
Coding region: 189-950 (253 amino acids)
Molecular function (GO): peptidyl-tRNA hydrolase activity
Source: RefSeq, a predicted model, not a curated record
GAUGAGUGACUCGAACGCGAGUUCUCUCGUGGUGGAGGCAAUGCCCUCAACCGCUCGUUCCAAGCACGAGCCGCAAUAUCUAUAGCCUUGGGUUAAGAGGGAUUACAAUCCGAAGUCCGAACGAACCACUCGACGUAGGCUCGCAGAUAUAUUUUCCUUCUUAGUAUCGUCUCCCUCUCUUUCCAUCGAUGUUGGUUGCCAUCUCCUAUCCUCGCCCAUCCCCUUUCUUCUGCAACGUCUUGCAGAGCCGAAACACUAACCCUGAACUCUCAACCCGGCUACAAAUUUCAUUGAAAUGCCGCUGUCGCAUCGUCGGAUCCUUGCCCGACCCCACGGAGGGAGCAAAGGUUGAGUACACGCCAUGGCUUAUCGCUGGGCUUGGAAACCCGGGUAACAAGUAUCACGGAACCAGACACAACGUGGGGUUCGAGAUGGUGGAUUGCAUAGCUCGGGCGGAGCGGAUCAGAUUGAAUACGAUUCAGUCCAAGGCAUUAUUUGGAAUUGGUUCUUUUGGCAAGGUGCCAAUUUUGUUGGUGAAGCCGCAGGCUUACAUGAAUUUUAUAGGAGAAUCGAUAGGGCCACUUGCUGCAUAUUACCAAGUCCCCUUGCGCCAUAUUCUAUUGAUAUAUGAUGAAAUGAGCUUGCCUAAUGGUGUCUUGAGGCUUGCGCCAAAGGGCGGUCAUGGACAUCACAGUGGAGUUAAGAGUGUCAUCGAUCACUUGGAUGGUUGUCGGGACUUCCCACGUUUAUGCAUAGGUGUUGGGAACCCGCCUGGGAAAAUGGAUUUGCGGGCCUUUCUGCUACAGAAGUUUAGUUUGGUGGAGCGGGAACAGGUGGAUAUUGCCCUUGAGCAAGGGGUGGAGGCUGUUAGGACCCUUGUCCUGAAGGGCUUCGAUGCGAGCAUUAGCAGAUUCAACUUGGCUCAAAAGUAUAAAUUUCACAAAGUUUGAAAGUUUGAAUCUUUUACAUUUUCAUGUAUAUUUGAUAAAUUUAAGAGGUAUUUGAUCCUGUGGGGAAUAUUUAAAUGGAAGAUGUAUAAGGAGGAUGAACUUACCAAAGGUGGAGCCCAAAAUCUAUCUAGAAGCCAAAACUUGAAGAUCCUCAUAAGCAGAGUCUGUAAAAUUUAUUUGAGUUGUAUAAUGGUAGAAAACUUAGUUGCAAACAAUAAUUGUAUUAACUUGGACAUUUACAUUCUUAUAUAUAUAUAUAUAUAUAUAUAUAUAUA